Messenger RNA from Rosa rugosa (rugosa rose), 717 nucleotides. RefSeq names its product peptidyl-prolyl cis-trans isomerase CYP59-like. The transcript is spliced from 11 exons. Bases 1 to 717 code for a protein of 238 amino acids. The record is from RefSeq and is a predicted model, not a curated record. Gene Ontology annotation, biological process: protein peptidyl-prolyl isomerization. Gene Ontology annotation, cellular component: nucleus. NCBI's taxonomy places the organism in Eukaryota, Viridiplantae, Streptophyta, Magnoliopsida, Rosales, Rosaceae. Gene Ontology annotation, molecular function: RNA binding; zinc ion binding; peptidyl-prolyl cis-trans isomerase activity.
AUGGUUUAUGCACAUAAGAUUACUGCUAUUCUGUUCUAUUUUACAUUGCGUGAUGAUCUAGACUAUCUCGAUGGGAAGUAUACAGUUUUUGGGGAGAUAGCAGAGGGGUUGGAGACAUUGACAAGGAUCAAUGAGGCUUAUGUGGACGAGAGCAACAGACCCUAUAAAAAUAUUAGAUUUUAUUCUAAGAUAGGGGAUAUUCCUGAUGUUGAGAUAAAGCCGCCUGACAAUGUGCUUUUUGUUUGUAAACUGAAUCCAGUCACUGAAGAUGAGGACUUGUUCACAAUUUUCUCACGCUUUGGAACUGUGCAAGCGGCUGAAAUAAUACGUGAUUAUAAGACUGGAGACAGUUUGUGUUAUGCGUUCAUAGAAUUUGAAACGAAAGAGGCAUGUGAACAAGCAUAUUUCAAGAUGGAUAAUGCUUUGAUUGAUGACCGAAGAAUUCAUGUAGAUUUUAGUCAGAGUGUUGCAAGGUUGUGGUCCCAAUACAGGCGCAAAGAAGCGGGCAAAGGCAAAGGCUGCUUCAAAUGUGGUGCACUUGAUCACAUUGCCAAGGAGUGCACUGGUGAUAAUGCCAGUAAACAGCAACCUCAAAAGUACGUAUUGAAGAGUGAUAAUGCACAGCGCGGUGGAGGCAACACAACUCUAGUUAUGAGAUGGUAUUUGAUGAGAUACUCCAGAAAGUCCAAGACAAUAAAAGAGACAUCAAGACCAUGA